AUGCGCUACCGCUCACUCGGUUUCUCGUUAGCAUUCCUCGCUCUCACGGCACUCGCCGUUGGGAGAGGCAUCAGCGUCCACCUCGAGCCCAUCCAGCUCCCUCCGACCUCCCCUCUCAACCCUCCGGGUAGAUCAGAUGCUGUUGAGGACCAAAUCCUCGGCCCCCGGUUGUACAGUCACCCCUCGGGCAAAACCAACCCCGAACAGGACCGUUUCUUCGGGACCCGAUCUAGUCGCAGCCCGAUCUCCCUCCGCUCCGUGUCAUUGGCGCCGUUGCGGCCCCGCGAGGAAGCCCCCUUUGAGCUCCAGCAGAUCAACUGCAACGACCCGAAAGAGCCGGAGUACAAGCGGCAUCCGGACGUCCACCGCGAUGCCGUCAACAAGGGGGCCAAGCGCUUCUGCGAGUCGGACUUUGCACGCGAUACCCUCACGAUCGUUGACGACACCAUAGACCACCCGCUGCACGCCUGGCGCUGGCGCUACAAGGACCAAAUGGGCGUCAUCCAGGACUACAAGGUCCUCUGGCGCGCCAAGUGCCGCACGAAGCAGGGAUUCCAGGACAUCGGGUACCCGCUGGGGCCGGGCGGGCCGUCAUGCGUCGAUAUCAUGAAGGACAACUAUGCGAAGUGCAACAACGGCGGCAUCGGCGGCAGUACGCAGGCCGGAUGUCUUGUUUUCACUCUCAAUGCUGGGAGGAAAGACAACUAUUACUGA
Molecule: messenger RNA, 714 nt
Organism: Colletotrichum destructivum
Lineage: Eukaryota; Fungi; Ascomycota; Sordariomycetes; Glomerellales; Glomerellaceae
Exons: 2
Coding region: 1-714 (237 amino acids)
Source: RefSeq, a predicted model, not a curated record